This is a messenger RNA of Bursaphelenchus xylophilus (pine wood nematode), 9757 nucleotides long. The record is from the annotation of a GenBank genome assembly. NCBI's taxonomy places the organism in Eukaryota, Metazoa, Nematoda, Chromadorea, Rhabditida, Aphelenchoididae.
AUGAACUACCCCGCCAACAGCACCCAACUCGGUCAAAUCGCCCUGGAGGAGUCGGAAUUGGACCUGAAAAUCAAUUUAAACGACCCAGAAGACCCCAUGAAACUCCAACUGGCCAUUGGAGAUUUCUCCCUCAGCGAUUUGACCCCAUUUUACAGCGAUAAAUAUGGCCAACGGGUGGCGAUUGAACGGAAAAUUCAGAAAAGUUUGGAAAAAGAAGACAAGAUUACGGUGGAUGUCCUGAAAUUCCGGACAGAUGACCCGGAAUUGAAGCGAAAAUUUGACAUAAAAGUGGACGUCAAAACACCCAAGGAACUGGAGUUGUUUUAUAUACACACUCAUCGGUAUUUUUGUGCCUUUUUGGAUUUCUGGUUCAACUUUGCUGACCUGGGGGAUCAAGUGAGAAGAAAGAAUGAAAAAAUUAGUCAAGUAAGUGAAAAUAAAGUCGAAUUUGGUGGGAAGAUGGGGGAGUUGUGGAGAUUGGAGUGUGAAGAAAGUUUUUAUAUGAGUUUGAGGGUUGGAAUGGACCUGGGACAUUGUUUUAGGCAAAAAAUGAAAAAAAAAUUUGUCAUGGAUAAUAUAAAUUUUUGGUGGGAAAUUGGAGAAAUUGCUUGGAUUUGAGUUGGAAAGGAUGUGAAUGGACCUGGAACAUUUUUUUAGGCAAAAAAUGAAAAAUUUUUGUCAUGGAUAAUAUAAAUUUUUGGUGGGAAACUUGGUAAAUUGCUUGGAUUUGAGUUGGAAAGAACGUGAAUUGGAUUUUUUUUCGAAUUCUUUUGUAUAAUGACCGUUAUUUUUACCAUCGAAUUUUUGAGAAUUUUGGAUUUUUUUGGAAUUGUUACCUAAAAAAAAUUUUUUUUGAAUGUUUUUGUAGGAGUUUGGUGAUCUAGAAUGGAGCUGGGACAUUGUUUUAGGCAAAAAAUGAAAAGUUUUUUUCAUGGAUAAUAUAUAUUUUUGAUUGAAAAUUCGAGAAAUUGCUUUGAUUUGAGCUGGAAGGACCGUGAAUUGGAUUUUUUUGGAAAAUGACCGUUAUUUUUACCAUCGAAUUUUUGAGAAUUUUGGGGUUUUUUGCAUUUAUUACCUAAAAAAUUUUUUUUUUUAUUUUGUUGUUUCAGUGCGUGGACGGCCAAAAAACCCGAUGCAAGCUGACAGUGGACCUCGCCUCUCCAACCCAACUAGUCCUGCCCCUAAAUCAGUUCAGCGAUGAUCUAAUUUUACUCGAAAUGGACUCGGUUCGCAUCAAAAACGAAUUCCUUCUGGGCUCUCAGACGAAGGAAUUGGAAGAACACGCCAUCGAAACACUCCAUGGAGACGAUGAUUAUGAUUGUUUGUUGGAUAAAAUGUCGCUGAUAUGCGAGAAACUUCGGGUCUUUGCGGGGAAAAGAUUGGACGCCUUCACGAAUCGACCGGUCGAAAAGAAACACCGAAGAAUUGGCCAAGAAGUUUUUGAAGACUUCUGUUUGGAAAUUCAGGAUGAGAAUAUCCUGAAUAGACCGUUCGAUUUGAACAUUGAAGUGUUCAAAAACUUGUCGUCGUUUAUUUCACAUAAUUGUAAGUGGAAGUUGAGGAGUUCCUGGAGAAAUUUUAUCUUUUUGAUGCAUUUUAUUUUAUUUUAGCAAGAAUUUUUUGACAAAGAAAGUACUUCUAUGGGAUAUGGAGUUACAGGUCGAGGAAUAUGUCAAAAAAAAACGUAAAAUUUUUCUGAUUCAGAAUAUGUAGAAGUUAGCUGCCUAGUUUUGGUUUGUAAGGGAUAAACGUAACCGACAUCCUUAAAAACACAAUUAAGAAGUCGUGUGAAGCAACGCUAUCAUCUUGAAGUUGAAAACCUUGUUAAACGUGGUUCGACCUUUGCUGAAUCUGUAAAAUUGAUCUUGGGGCAAUUUUUAACAGUCUGAAAACGGAUCUCGGGAAUCUUUUGAUUAAUUUUAAAAAGGCAAUGCGUUGGCAAGUAAUUUUUUGCUUUAAAAAUGUACUGUUAGUUGUUAUAGUAAAGAAAAAUAUGUCACAUCUGAUAGCGGAUUAAGGUUUUUUAAUUUUUCUCAAUUUUUGGGCCGGCCAGGGCCGGGCCGCGGGCUGGGCCGGGCCGGGCCGAAGAAAAAUUGAAACGGGCCGGGCCGGGCCGCGAUUUUCGGCCCGCGCCGGCCAGAGAGCCAAGUCUACCUGUAACUCCAUACCCCAUAGAAGUACUUUUCCUGUAAAAAAUAUUUUUUAGUACCCGAACUCUCCGUCCUCACCCAUUUCGAAGACCUGGAACUCCGAUUCACCGUCGAUUUUUACAAACUUCUCCGUGGGUUCCUGGAGAAAAAUCUCGGCGAUCAGCUGAUCCCAAAUCCCGACACGAUCCCAUUCGAAGUCCUCCAGUGCCCGGAUAAAGGCUUAGUUGCCUGCACCGCUCAAAAAUACGCAACCUUUUCGAAUCGCAUGGACUUUCGCAACGUGACCUUCCACUUUUUGAACCCGAAAGAGGGAUGCCCAGAAGACUUUGAGAGGUUCGGCAAAGUACUCCUGCACAAAGCGAGGAUCUCAUUCGACGCCUACAUCGACAAUCAGUCCGAGCUGGACAUUAUCUGCGAAAGCUCCGAGCUGGCCGACUCAAGAUACGACGACUUCCCAGCCAAUCAGCGUCCGAACAUCUUCACAACGAUUGUCCAGCCAAGAAAGAAGGGGAAAAUUAGCGAAGGGUAGGGAAUUGGGAGUGGAAGCAAGGGAGAGUCCUUCCGGAAAGUCGCUGGAGUGAUUUUUGCGACAUGCACUAUGCGAAAAAAGUCAGGGUGCGAGCGGCACCCACUAAGAAAUAUGUGGCUAUCAAAACUGAAUGUCAUUUUCGAAAUCAGCGCCAUCGAUUAUCCUAAUUUCGACACUUACAGUGGGGGACCUGAUCCAAUGGCAAAAAACAUACCAUUUUGCAUCCGGGAGGCAUCAAAAAUGUGGUAAAAUGUUUCCCUCUGCAAGUGAAAAUACUUCGUUUUGAAGGGGCUCCCUCACAAAAAGAGCGGGCGCCCUUUUGAAAUCGGAGUUUUCUCACUUGGAGAGGGAGGUAUUUUGCCACAUUUUUGAUACUUCCUGGAUGCAAAAUGAGGAAAAAUGUGUUUUUUUUCCUUUCUUUUGUACUUUUUUUGAAGUCCGAAGAAUAAUCAACUUCGUCCCCAAAAAGUUGUUUUUGACCUUUUUUUCAUAUCGAAUUUGAUUUUAGCAACACAAUGGCCCUCAUGUCCGAAGCCCACAUCAUGAUGAAGAAGGACGAAGCCCCCGUGGUCACCCUCGUCCUCAUGAACUCCCGCGUUCUCCUCAUCUUGGACUGGCUGAAUAUGGCCAAGGAUUUUGUCCUCCAAAACUCGGACUUCCAGCCGCCCGACGAGCCCGCCAGAACAAAUGUUCGGAUCCCAUUUGCCAUUCCGAAGGAGGGGAUUUUGUUGAGGAACGGACAAAAUGAAAAGAAACCGGCGAAAAUUAACGCACAUACGAUAACUUUGAAGAUCACGUUGAAAGAGUCGGAUUUGGUUCUACUCGAAAAUAGCUCACGACCAAAUUCGUUGGCCCUGGUGGGACAUACGACGGCGGUUUUGGGCCUCCAUGAUCAAAGCGGAGUCUUCGAAGGCAACUUUGAAGUUCAGAAUAUCGGCCUCAGCUGGUGUUUGAUGUCCGCGGAAGCGUCGACUCAUUGUCAAAUUUCGAAUGAGUUUGAUCUAACCGCCAGCUUGACCAAAGAACCUCAGUCGACCAGGAAAAAACGUUUAUCGGGAUUGGACUCGCUGGAGACGGGCAAAACCCGCCAAUGCUUGAGCUUCGGCCUCGGAGAAAUGGUCUUCCGCCUGUCGUAUAAGGACAUCCUGGUGGUGCAAAGUGUCCUAACGGGAGCAUUGGAGCGCCUAGCACCUCCGAAGAAUGCGGGACAUCAGAGAAGCGGGUCGCCGACGAAUCUACCAAUGGAAGUUACACCAGGUGGGUAGUACAAUAUAAAAAUAGAUGAAAGGUGGGGUGGAAGUGGGAGUUUGGUGUUUAAAUGGAAAGUAUAUGUUGCUAGAUGUUGGUAACGGCCUAUGAAAGUUAAAUUUACCGGGUAGAAGAUGUGGUUUUGGUCCAGUGUAAGAUAAUUUAUAUUUGAUUUCAGCUCCGAUUUAUAUAAAAUCCAUCGACUUGACGGCUCCGAAUCUGAGUGUAUGGCUUCUGGAUGACUCACAGAACGUUGCUUUACCAUUGGUUCGACUAGUUACAUCAGGUAAAAAUAUUAAAAAAAUUUUUUUUGUGAUGGAUAAUAUAAUUUUUUGGAAAAUUUUUUUAAUUUUUUGCGUGAUCUUUGUGUUUUCAGAUCUAAAGCUCUUCCAUGUCUCAGAAAAAUUCGAUGUAGCCCUACGACUGAGCGUUGACUACUUUAAUCAACGAGUUUUCGGAUGGGAACCACUUUUGGAGCCAUGGCAGAUCGAAAAGAUUGAAGUUAUUUGUGGAAUUCACCAUAAUUCCCUGAAAAUACAGCCCGCUCUUCGAAGCCCAUUGAAUUUCAACCUCUCACAAAGCUUUGUUCAACAGGCCAAGCAUUUUUCGUCCAAGUGGGCAGCGAUUAAAACGGCGUUGGAAACGGAUUUGAGGUAAAAAAUUUUAAAAUAAAAAAAUGUUUUUUUUUUUUUGUGAUUUUUGAUUUAUGCAUUUAGAACAAUGUGUGUGAGGUCGAGAAGCGAUCAUUUGCCGUACAUUUUGAAGAAUGAAACCGGAUCUAACUUGAUCUUCACCACAGCGAUUGAUGAAGUUCAGAAGGCUAGAAAGGAGCAAAGAAAACCCAACGCAAAAUGGUUCACAGCCCUCACGGAUAAAAGCUGCACCUUUGAAUUCCCAACGAAAUUGUUGACUGUGGUAAGAGAGCUUUGUUUUAGGCGUUAGGCGAUUUUUAUUCGGGAUUUUUUGAGGGAAAGUGGUGAUUUUGUUGAAAUUUUUUGAAGAGGGAGGAUGAAAAUAGGGACGAAUGGAAUUUUUUGAGAAUCUAGCAUACUGUAGUGUGGCGGAUCUGAUCCAGUGCCAAAAAAAGUAUCAUUUUGCAUCCAGGAAGUAUCAAAAAUGCGGCAAAAUACCUCCCUCUCCAAGUAGAAAGACUCCAGUUUCGAAAGCACUCGCUCUUUUUGUGAGGGAAAGGGUCCUUCAAAACGGAGUUUUUUUUAGUUGGAGAAGGAGGCAUUUUGCUGCAUUUUUGAUACUUCCCGGAUGCAGAAUGGUACGUUUUUUGCAACUGGAUCAGGUCCGACACUGUACAUGAUGCGUUAUUUUUUGUGAAGGCCUCGAAAGUCCGGGGGAAUAACGUUAACGGCCUAAAAAUUUCUUCAAAAUUCCAUUUAUCCCCGAUUUCUUCAGUGACGGAUCCGAUUCAAUGGCAAAAAACAUACCAUUUUGCAUCCGGGAAGCAUCAAAAACGUGGCAAAAUGCUUCCCUCUCCAAGUGAAAAAACUCCGUUUUGAAGAGCGCGCUUUCCCUCACGAAAAAAGCGGGCGCGCUUUUGAAAUAGGAGUUUUUUCACUUAGAGAGGGAGGUAUUUUGCCACAUUUUUGAUAAUUCCCGGAUGAAAAAUGGUACGUUUUUUGCCACUGGAUUAGGUCCCCCACUGUAGCAUUUUCGCCAAAAACUUCAACAAAAUCACCAAUUUCUACCAAAAAAUAGACAUCUGGAUUUUUACUAUACUGGACUUUCAGCGCGACCGCUCCUCCGACCCCCGUUCCCUGGUGAUCCGAGUGGAAGGCUGGGACGAGAUCAGCCCGGUUUCCGUGGAUUCGGUCGGCACUUACUUCAGAGUCGCCCGUUUAUCCCACUCGACCGACGAGAACGGCAAGUCAACGUAUGGCCGCAUUGUGAUCGCCGUUUCAAUGGAACCGAACGGCCGAAAAGUGGUGACCGUCCGGUCGGCCCUCCUGUUGGUCAACCAACUCGCCGAUCCCGUCCAUUUCUCGUUCAUUCAACAGAAGGAACGCUACGAAUGUGAUGUCUUGCCGGGGGAAAAAUUGUUCGCCCCACUGCGAUUUGUGGGAGCCUCGCUUUUGGUACGCCCCAAAUGCGCGAACAUCGAGAAGAGCGCGGAGUUGAAGUGGAGCUGGGCCAAACAACCCGGCGAAGUGACGAAUAAACUGAUCUGUUUCAGCAAACAGGAGGAUGUCCAUCAGUUUUGGUAGGUGAAGAGGGAGCUUGAUUUUUUUUUGUUUGAGGUGGAAAGGCGAUUUUUUUGGAGAAAUGGGAUGUUUAGAGAAUGGUUAUGGAAUUUUUCAGGCAAAAAAUUGAUUUUUUAUGACAAAAAUGGCCGAUUUUUGGCUGGAAAUUGAGAUUUUUAGAGGAAAAUUUUGAUUUUUCAUUGAAAAUAGAGGAAAAAAUGUCUGGAUAGGCUAGAGAUUGAUAGGAUAAAGGAGGAUUAUGGUUUUGUAGAGACGUUUCUUUGAUCUAGACGUUGGUUCGAGCUAUGAGAACAAAUAUUUUUUUUAUAAAAAAUCGAAAUUUUUUGCCCUAUUUUGGAAAAUUUUUUAAAUUUUUAAUCAUUUUUUUUUUUCAAAAAUUAAAAUUUUUUUGUUUUUCAGGAUGUGUGUAUCAGUGAAAAGAGAACAUUACCCGGAAGCCGAAAGCCUUUGCGGUCACUCAAUUUACCUAAUCCCGACCCUGAAUGUCCUCAAUCUUCUCCCCACUGACAUUGAACUCACUUGCAACGAAGAAACCCACUCGAUCCAAGCUGGAGACCGCUUACAAUCGGCCACAGUCAAUCUGGAGAAACGACUGUUGAUUUCGGUGGCGAGUGAUAAGUUCCGAACCGACAAGCCAGCAACGAUUCAGCGGUCUAGUUUGAGGUUAGAUUCUUCGAUUCUUUUUGAUUUUUAAGGGGAUUUUGGAUUUUUUGAGGGGAAUUUAGAAGGGCCAAAGGAGUGUGAGGCAAGUGGAAAGGACUAAAAUGAAGUUUGGAGGGCUUGGAUUAUGGUUUUUACCGUGAUUUGAGAGAUUGGAGGCGGUUUUUAUAUUAUCCAUGAGGUGGUUGGUUAGUUUUGGAAAAUUUUGAUGAAAUGAAGGCUUUAUUGAGCUCUAAAUUACUGAGUUAGCAGUGAAAUGAACUUUUGGAAGAAGGAUUUUGUGGUGUUUGAUCAAAUUUUUGGGAUUUAGAGUAGAUUUCAGUAGAUAUUAUUCAUGAAAUUUAUGGUAAUUUUUGAUAUAAUUGCUGAAUUUUUAUGAUGUCUAAAGCUAAAUGAGACUGUAUGUUAGCUUAAUUUAGCCAACAGAAACGAUCUUCUGCGUAUUUUACAAUGAUGGCUAACUUUUUUCACAAUUUUUCCAUCCCCCUUUCAGCGAACGCCAAGAUGGAACCGAAUCCUGUCGAAUUCUGAUCCGCCUCUUUGAUCAAAACCAACGAGAACUGCAUGUAUACGCCUCGGUUAGCAUCAUCCGCGGAGGCGCAAUCCAUAUUUCUCUGUGGGUACCGUUUUGGAUCGUGAAUCGGUCCGGAAUUCCCUUGGUCAUCAAACAGGAAGCCGCCGAUCAAGAAGCGGCCGGCCAAAUGUCGGACCACGAAAGCGCCAAAGACCGAAAUCCCAUGAUGUUUUCCUUCAGCGACCCGGAUUGCCCGUCACAGUAAGAUUUUUUUGAGAAUUAAGGGAAAAAUCGCGGAUUUUUUAUAUUGUUUUAGACAUUUCAUCGGAUUUUUUUGAUAUUUUGACGGUUUUUUUUAUUUUUGUGGUGAUAAAAGAGUAAUAUCGAAUUUUCAGGUGCGUUGUGAGAAUUGGAACCGAAUUCCAACGAGAAUACCGACCGAAAUUCAGCAGAAGAUUCGCUUUGGUACCCGGAGUUCAGUCCCUUCAGUUGAUGUUAACGCAUGAUACGGAGGCUACACAGUAAGUAAAAUGAUUUUAAAUUUUGUGUUAGGAAAUGAAAAGAAAUUCUAGCUUUUUGUUUUGAGUUUUUAUUUGAAUUUUGAAGGUUUUUGAACACUUUUUUAUAUUACUUUAGGCUCACGUCAGAAAUUUUUUGAUUUUUGAUCUUUUUUGGUGGCUUUUGUUAACUUAAAUGCUUGCAGAAUCUAUAAUAUUGGAGUGGAAGUCCGUCAAGGAACUGGGAGAUACAAGGAUACGCAAGUUGUACUGCUAGCUCCGAGGUAUCGACUGAAUAACCAGUCCAGCCACGAGAUUUAUGUCUCACACCCCGAUGAGAUCAGUGUAAGUGAAGGUUAUAUAUUUUUUCUGACCUAGAAAUCUUGGGAAUUGUUUGAAAUGCGAUUGGUCUAAAAUUGAGCUAGGUUUUUGGGAGUUAUGGAGAUUUUUUAUGUUACACUUGAGGUAUUGUUAGAAUUUUGGAAUUUUUCAAUUUUUUGUUUUAUUUUGGGUAUUGAGAUAGGGUUAUAAGGUGGGAAGUUGAAGUUAUUUGAGCCUGGAGGGAUUUACAUCCCUUUAUUUUAAAUUUUUUAGAGGUUUAUUACUUCUUUCAACAAAUUAUUUGUACUACCCAUGAUAAAAUUCGAUUUUUUUUAGCAACCAAGCAAACAGGUUUGCCUCGCCGCCCGCUCCAACCUAAUAUGGCACGAGAGCUUUGAGGACAAGCGGAUGCUAUGUGCGAAGCGUCUGGACACGAACCAUUGGUCUUGCCCAUUCCGAAUCGAUCAGGUGGGCUCGUUCCAUGUGACGAUGAGGGACCGCGACGAAACCCCCAGAUUCAUCCGAGUUGAAGUCACCCUAAACUCGGCCUCCUUCUGGGUCACCUUCACCGACGCCUCUUUCUUCCCGGCCCCGAUACAGAUUGAGAAUCGCUCGACGGUCCCCGUUUUGUACCAUCAACACACCGAGUCCGCCAGAAAACAUCAUCUAAGGACGAUUUGCAAAGCCAACAGCAUCGUGGAAUACGCAUGGGACGACUUGUACGCACAGAAAUUACUCACCUUGCAGGUGUAUGAAAAUAAAAGCCACACCUAUGACCCGUCACGACCUUCGCAAGGACCCCCAUUGAUAUAUGAAAAUCAUAUUUAUAUUCAGUUCUAUCCAAGUUUUAAGAGGUAAGAUGGCUGAGAAAUAAUUUUUGAGGGCGUUUUAUGGGAUUUGACGGCAUUUAAGAUAUUUUUGAGAGACUUUGGAGCUUUUUUUUAUAAAAAUUUUGGUCAGUAACGUAUAUUAUACUUGACAAAUUUGAAAUUUUUGAGGAUUGUGGGGUAUGAAAAUGAUGUUUAGAGAAUCUUUAGGGAAUUUGGGACGUUUGGAGAGUAUUUUUAACUUGAUUUGGGCAGCUUGGGAUGUUACACAUGGUAAUUUUUAGUAAAAUUUUUUUGGUCAAAGUGAUGUUUUUAGAUUUUGUUGGGUCAGAAAAGCGUGAAGAUAAAUUUUGAAGUAAUUUUUAAGCGGUUUGGAAUGUUUCUAGAGUGAUUUUUUUGUGAUUUGGGAGAAUUUUUUUACAUUGCGCAUGAUAAUUUAGUCUCCAGGCAUUUUAUUUUUACUUAUUUUUUAAUUUCAGGGACCCUCACUCCCAUCAGAACCAAAAUCUGGAAGAUCAGGAGCUCGUUUUCACCUGUCGGAAGGAAGGCAAAGUCCAAUUGACCCGUCAAAACCUCAACGACAGCUCUCAUUCCCAACUCUGGACCUUCACGAAUGAGAAUUGCCUCGAAAAUGUGGGCUUCAAUUAUCGGCAACAUCAAAAAGACAAGAAAUUCGUGUUGGAUGUCCUGGACAAUGGAAGUGUGCUGAUGAUGAGAGAGCGGGAUCCCAUGAGGAAUACCACGCAGAAAUGGAGAUUCACCAAUGUAAGGGGGUUCUUGUGGGUGGGGAAAAUCUAA